AUGGAGCUGGAGAAGUUCUACCGAGAAGAUCAUGCCUUCUACAAGUUCAUAAUUGGCGAUUUCAACGCUAAGGUUGGCCCAAGAAGAACGACGGAGGAACUUCACAUCGGGACCCACGGCCUACAAUGGAAUGACCAGGGAGAUAUGCUCUCCGAGUUCAUCAUGACGACUAAGACCAUCCAUGGGAACUCGCAAUUCCAGAAGCCCUCCUCUCUACGCUGGACGUGGGAGUCACCCGGUGGAGGGUACCGUAAUGAAAUAGACCACAUCAUCGUCAAUAAAAGGUUCUGCCUGACGGACGUCGGUGUUGUACCAAAGUUCUAUACGGGAUCGGACCAUCGCCUCCUCCGAGGAUGA
Messenger RNA from Necator americanus (New World hookworm), 357 nucleotides. RefSeq lists its product as uncharacterized. The transcript has a single exon. NCBI's taxonomy places the organism in Eukaryota, Metazoa, Nematoda, Chromadorea, Rhabditida, Ancylostomatidae. The record is from RefSeq and is a predicted model, not a curated record. Gene Ontology annotation, molecular function: catalytic activity. The coding region runs from base 1 to 357 and encodes 118 amino acids.